Messenger RNA from Fusarium mangiferae, 864 nucleotides. Its product is annotated as related to tRNA 2`-phosphotransferase. The coding region runs from base 1 to 864 and encodes 287 amino acids. The record is from RefSeq and is a predicted model, not a curated record. The transcript has 2 exons. NCBI's taxonomy places the organism in Eukaryota, Fungi, Ascomycota, Sordariomycetes, Hypocreales, Nectriaceae. Gene Ontology annotation, molecular function: tRNA 2'-phosphotransferase activity. Gene Ontology annotation, biological process: tRNA splicing, via endonucleolytic cleavage and ligation.
AUGGCUGACCAGACUCAUUUCGAUGUUGAGGACAAGAUGCAGAUCGGGCACCCAAGAUCAAGAGGAGAUAGGGGACGAGGGAAAGGUGGCGGCGGCCAUGGAAGAGAGGUGCAGGUGUCGAAGGCCUUGUCCAAGCUCUUGAGACAUCAAGCAGCUAAUGCUGGCAUUCAACUUGACGAUGAAGGUUACGCGCCCUUGGAUGCUGUGCUCGCCUGGGGCCCUUUGCGAUCUUUAAAGGUCACGUUCGACGACAUCCAGUCCAUUGUCACUUCCAACGAUAAGCAACGGUUUACACUCAAGCCCAACCCGGUCAAGAACCCUUCCCUAGAUACCAAAUCUACCACACCAGCCGAUUAUCUCAUCCGUGCCAACCAAGGUCACUCCAUUAAGCUUGAGUCAGCAGCUCUUCUGGCGCCCAUCACACUAGAGGACGGUAACGUCCCUGAGCGUGUCCUUCACGGAUCCUUCUUUUACUUUUGGCCACGAAUCGUCGAGUCCGGCGGCCUCAAGCCCAUGAGUCGUAAUCAUGUCCACUGUUCAACUGGAACACCCGAGGAAGGCGUCGUUAGCGGGAUGCGUAAGGAUGCAGAGCUGAUUAUCGAGAUAGACGUUGAAGCAAGCUUGAACGAUGGCGUGAAGUGGUGGCUGAGUGACAAUGGAGUGUUGUUGACGGAGGGCGACGAGCAGGGGGUUUUGAGCACCAAGUAUUUCAAGUUGGUGACGGGCCGCAAGGUCGAUGUUGGGGUAUUGUGGCAAGACGGUCAGUGGAUUUCUGAUCUACCAGCUGGCUUGAAGAUAAGUCCUCCGCUUGGAAAGGGGCCUCGACAGGGUGGAGGAAGAGGAGGAAGGGGUGGUAGACGCUGA